Molecule: messenger RNA, 664 nt
Organism: Triticum dicoccoides
Lineage: Eukaryota; Viridiplantae; Streptophyta; Magnoliopsida; Poales; Poaceae
Exons: 2
Coding region: 24-326 (100 amino acids)
Source: RefSeq, a predicted model, not a curated record
CCCAUGUGAUAGGAUAGGGGAGGAUGCUGACAAAGACACUUGUCCCAAUUGGCGAUCCCAGGAGCUCGAAAUCAUUGAAGUUGGUUGGCUGUGUGGAGGGCACGGAUACCAUCCUUGCCAUCACAGAUCUUGGUUCAUUCGCAAUUGAUCCCAAGUCCCUGAAGUUGAGAAAGCUGUCGGAUAAGAUUUGCAAGAAUGAGUUCGGAUUGGACCGAGUAUUUGAGAACCUCUUUCUCUACACGAGCUUCAACAAUCCACCAGCGGUGGCUGGUGUUGUGGGCGAAGCAAGCUCAAGUGAAGUAGGAGGUGCUGAUGCGGAAGUUUGAAUCUCUGGCAAGGCGUUGAAGCAUGGAAAGUUCAGUUCGUCUUUCGGUGUCGGUUAUCAUUUGGAGUUUUUGUCCUAUAUAUGUUUGAUAUGGGUCGUCUUACCUUUGGUGUCAUGUUAAGGGUCGGGUUCUAAGUUGGUCAGCCAGCAUGCUUCCAUUUCUUUGCGUGGUUAUUGUCAAGCUCUUGUUCCUUCAGUCAUCUUGAUAGCUUGUCCUGCAGGCUACAGCUACUAAGCCUGGCAGAAUGUUUUCUGUUUUGUUAUAUACUGUAUCAGAUAGCAACUUUGCCUGCCAGAAUGUUUCCAGUUUAGUUAUACUUAUCAAAUAGGCAAAUGGCU